CACCGUCCUCCUCGUCCCCCAGCGCAUCUGCCAGGUCAGACUGUGAUUGCGCCGGCAUGUUCUUCAUUAAAGAACUCACGCACACGAUCCUCCUCCAUCCAUCCUACUUUGGGCCGCGGAUGCUCCAGUACCUCGAGUCGAAACUCUAUGCCGAUGUCGAGGGAACAUGUUCUGGACAAUUUGGAUACAUCAUUGCGGUCGUAACUAUUCUGAAUAUUGGCGAAGGCAUGGUGCUGCCAGGAAGUGGACAGGCGGAGUUCAUUACGCGGUACCGAGCCAUUGUGUUCAAACCGUUUAAGGGUGAGGUGGUGGAUGGUGUUGUGAAUAACGUCAACAAGAUGGGCUUCUUCGCGGACGUCGGACCGCUAACUGUCUUCGUGUCUCACCAACUCAUACAUCCCGACAUGAAAUUCGACCCCAAUUCAAAUCCACCUUCGUUUGCUUCGGACGAGCAGAUUAUCGAGAAGAACACGAAGGUCCGACUGAAAAUUGUGGGAACCCGUGUGGAUGCGACGGAAAUUUUCGCUAUUGGGACAAUAAAAGAAGACCACCUGGGUGUUAUUGAAUGAUGCCUCAGCUCCUCUCGUGUUCACUCACUUGCAUACUUUGCUUUCGAAACCUACAAUUGCUGUGUAUCAUUGUGUAUUUUCAAAUGCUAUCGACUGCGCGAGCGCGCUCCACUCCAUUUGUUGCUCCACGUCUUGGUGCCACAGCAUCCAUUGACCCACAGUCUCACUGUUGGCUGUGGCUCUUCCCCUGAUAAGCCGCCUUUCUCCUUGAUAGUGCUCCACUGACGUCUAACCCAGUGAAGAACUUAUAAGGAAGACGGGGGCUCACCUUACUCACCAACUCGUCUGCGAACCCUUACCAGCACAUCUAUAUCUUUAGCGGCUAAUCAACGAGCAUAGUAUGCAUCUCUACU
This is a messenger RNA of Phanerochaete carnosa HHB-10118-sp, 922 nucleotides long. RefSeq lists its product as uncharacterized. Bases 57 to 569 code for a protein of 170 amino acids. NCBI's taxonomy places the organism in Eukaryota, Fungi, Basidiomycota, Agaricomycetes, Polyporales, Phanerochaetaceae. Gene Ontology annotation, molecular function: single-stranded DNA binding; single-stranded RNA binding; translation initiation factor binding. Gene Ontology annotation, biological process: transcription initiation at RNA polymerase II promoter; positive regulation of nuclear-transcribed mRNA poly(A) tail shortening; DNA-templated transcription. The record is from RefSeq and is a predicted model, not a curated record. Gene Ontology annotation, cellular component: P-body; RNA polymerase II, core complex. The transcript has 6 exons.